AGAACGCAUGGCCACUCACCGUUCGCCAAGACCGCUACAACGGCUUACAGUGAAAUUAAACCGUAUCUUCAACAUCGAUUGAGAAAAUUGAAGUCAUCAUACUGAAUAGUACAGACACUACAACAAGAAUAGAACCCAAGAUCCGAACCCAAGAUCCGGCGAAACACCUUCAUCUCCUCGGAGCUGCACCAUGCCGGCACCGGACGGGGAUGAGCGGUCUCGGUUAAAGACGGACACCGAGUACCUGCUCCUAAGGGUAUUACAGGAGUUCAAGGCCAGAGAUAUUAAGGCUCCUGUGGACUUCUAAAUCUAAUGUGCUAUUAAGCACAUUCAUAUCGCAUUAAAAGUAAACCAAAUACUUGAUAUGUCAUUUUUAUAUCACCACUCAAUGUCACAAAAGUAGCUUAGUUGUAUCUCUACGGGACAUCUUGCUCUUCUAUUUAGAAGAAGGUACAGGGUGGCUGAACGGCCUCAAUAACGUUAGUCAAGACGUAGCACGAGGUAGCACGAUAUGAGAUCUACGGGCACUACGAACAAUACUAUCACGAAUACACGUACACACAUGCCAUGUUCUUCUAAGAAGAAAUAUCAGCGUGGGCUUAUCACGGCAGCCAGCUUCUCAAAUGUUCUUGAGGAUUUCGGACUGCAAUACGGCCAACCAGAAGUUGCAAAGUUGUUGGAGUACUACAGUGACUCGUGAUUUGUGGAACAUUACCAAUCUAUAAGUUACACACAUCAGACAUGCAGUCUGAGACGCUUCCAAUGACAAGCACAUCAAAUUCAUAAAAAUGUUGAUUCUAGUACACAAAAAAAAACAUCAACAUUAACCUCGAUUCCAAACAAGGUAUUGCAUCAUCAAAGGCGAUGGCUUCGUUAUAUACAAGGACUUGGUGAGAAAAUUUUCACCAUCAACGCCUCGUGCGAAGCAGUCAGAAACGGAAAAAUUUCUAUUGAAAGCGAACGACUUAUUAUGGUCAGCUUUUUUUUCCAUCUUUCUCGGCAUCUACUUGGUCCCCUUUUGUUCCCGUGUAUUCUUCUGUUGAAUGAUACAAGGGGUAAGAAAGGGGUCGAGAUGAGGGGACCAACACCAAGAUGGAUCGAGGCCGAGUCUAAACUUAGCUUUGAAGGCAGAUAUGGGGAAGCCACCAGCGCCACCAAUGCCAGACCUGCAUAAUGAGGAAGCGAUGCAGGAGUACUUCCGCUAAUUUUUGGAGUAUGCGAUUCAUCGUGUCUAAAGAUAAAAAUAAUGGUCUUACUAGAGUAAAUUCAGGUCACACAAAACUUCACCUUUGAGAAGAGGAUAGAGGUACAAGCCUCAUUUUUCCUACAAGCGGGUCGUCGGAUCGUACAACAUGUGGAGAUACAAGAACUUGAGCUUCUAAUUCGACAACUAGGGCAAGAAUAAGAGCACAACAUCACACACUUCUUUUACCAGGUUCCUCGCCGCCCAGACUGAGGAGAUCCGCCGCUUGUAUUCCAGGUGGGACCGAGGCAUGCUCACCGACCAUGCUUUCGUGCAUGCACUAUCAGACGACCUAAAAAUCCCAUUGACUGAAGAGUUUAGACACGCUUUGGCGGUACACGGACCAGCUAGAGUUAUGGUGAAUGUUAGAAGUGUAUCUCGCCGUCGAGAUAACAGGAAAAUAUGGAUGAGCAUGAGGAAGCUUCACAAGUUAAAGAUUCAUAGGAUAAGAGUUAUUAUAUACAGAGUAGUUUAUAGCACGCAUGGUGCAUGGAGCGUAUGGAGCGCAGAGCUUUAAGGGGCGCAAGAAGCUCCCCCCUUAGCUCCAUGCUACUCCAUGUGAUCCAUGCACUCCAUGCCAUGCGAGCUGUGAAACCUUAUAAGUUGCUCUGUAUAUAAAUUUCCCUCCUUCUGCUUGAUAUGGUCAUCAUUUUGAAUUGACUUCUAUGAAGAUGACGCAUGUGGUCCUGACCGUUGGAAAACUCUCUUCCUCUAACAAGUAUCUGAGUUUCGCGAAGCUAAUAAAGGCUUUGCGGAUCGACAAUUUUUUGCACAAGGGUGGAGAGCCGCGAAAGCACCAUCAUAGUCAAAGUCAUUAAGGCUGGAGGUAAAAAAUUCAACCUGACUCCAUUAUAGUACCUGACGAGUUUCGCUUUAACCUCACAAUACUACACAGUACUUCGCUUUAACCUCACAAUAAAUACUACACAGUAUCAGUACCGCGGAGGCAGCAUGUUAAGUCAGACUCAGGGCAUCGAUCUUUAUGAUAUCGUGCAGAACUACCAAGAAACCAUGAGUACGUCAGCUCGAAAGUUGUUGUACUUGCAGUGGGAUUUAUUUUUUCCAUCAGUCACAAGUAAGAGUAACGAGUCAGGCUAAUAAGUAUUUGAGUCCAUACAUAGCUCUAAAUUCACCAGCAUCCACAUGCGCUUUUCACGACUGGAGACGUGCUAGCCUCGAAAGGAAUCGAUAUGAGACCUAGGUCUUCAGGAGGGCCUCAAGUAUUGCUGUUGGAGUUUCUCUUAGAAUUGUGAACAAUAUUAGCAGAUACAGAUAGGAGGAUACUUGAUUUUUAUAAUUGCCCUUUUCAUCUCUUUUCUAUCUUCCCCUCCGGUCUUUGUUUUUUCUUCUAGUUAAAGGUUAGGUCGGCUCCCCCACAAAUAAUAUUUUUAGUGGUAUUGAUUAGUGCAGGUAGAUUAUCGAGAGUCGCUAGAGCGAAGUGGACAAACCGGAAGACAGGCACCGCUAGGUGAAAUUAGAAGGAAUCCGGUUACCUGGGAUCCAAUUUCAAGGCAAGGAGCAUAUCAUCGUACUUUCCCCUAUAACUAAGUACUAUUGAAAACGAUAACGAUGUUGCGUAACUACUAUCGAAUACGAUGUUGCAGCGUUCAUCAAAGAUUGUAGUACCCUAUCCUCUUUUCUCCCGUUGUAUCCCUGUAGAAAAGAUAAAGAUAAAGAAUCAUGUCGGUUGUAGAAAAGCUACGCCGUGUCUAAAAGCUACGUUGUGUCUAAAAGCUACGCUGUGUCUCUUGUUCUACUCAACUGAACUCAAGAACAUGGCUAACCUUGAGCUCCGUUAGUUGUUUAAACCUCAGAGAAUUGACUGACAGGAUCAUCUUCAUCGGUUGUUAAUAUCUACGUAUUCUCUUCAUGUUCUCUUGAAUGAUCGCCAAUCCUACUACAGCAAGCGGCACUUCCCCAGCGUCGCCUUCGGAGAGUAGCGCGCCCAUCGGAUUGAGGCGAGCAAUAUGUCUGUAUUGUGACGGAAAAGUAGGAAGUUGGGUAUUUAGGCAAAAGCUAAAGGAAAACGGUAUCCUCGUCACGAUGGAGAUUGACCGACUAAUCCGACUGCACGAAGCAGAUAACAGUUAAGCUUCUUGUUGUCUUGAUUAUACCGGUGGAUUGGCUCUCCAUCGGAGGUUGUACUUUCCAACUGGUUGGCCUCACGAGUAGACACUAAUAGCUACAUAAGAGGCGCCAUGGCAUGGCAUGACCAUCGACCAACUUCUAGUAACUGGUGAGUCUCCUUCUCCUCAGCACUCUAGCAGGAGUAUAACUACUGAACAGAAAUGAUCCCUCACUUCCUCGCUUGGCUCGAUGUAGUAAGCUGAUCUUGACUCAUCUGGCGAACUACAUGCGGAUCCGCUUAGUAGAGUAGUCAUUGAUAAGUGAACAGGCCAACGCCUAAACCACUAAGCAAACUGCGUCAUCUCCUACAUCAAUGGGGUAGUCUGCUUAGGCGACUUCUCCUAACCUGAGCCGAAUAGACGACUGCUAAUUGAUUUCUCCUAACCUAAGCCUAACCUAACCUAACCAUGUGAAGGAUCCCCAACCUAACCUAACUUGGUAAAAUUGUCUUCUAACGUCAUGUCCGUGUUGCCGAGUUCUUGGCAGUGGUGCAGAGACAGAUAGGAGGUGACGAUCGGCAUUCACCAGCAGCAACGCCAGCAGUCGGAUCGGGUGCGCAGGUAUUACGAGUAGAAGAGUUUACUAGUAGUUAAGCUACUAGUAGAUGAAUGAAUGAAUGAAAGUAGUUAAGCUACUAGUAGAAGAAGAGUAGUUUCUUGUUGUACCAUAAUUACUAGUAGAAGAUACAAGUAGAAGAGUUUGUGCCAUUUACGUAUGCGAAAGAAGAGUUUGUACAAUGUGCCAUUUACGUAUGCGAGGAUGCCGAUGAAGAUGAUUGUGUAGCUAUAAUCUGAUACGUUCUCUAGUAUUAGAAAAUCGUCUAAAAAAAAUGUCCUUCUAGAGCAUUACAACGACCACUACAGUGUAGUACCUGAUAACAAUUCACUCUCCUACUACUCCUACUACUUGCACAUCUUGUUCCACCCCUCUCGACUAUUUUUCAGGCAUCAUACUCCGCCAGAGGACAUCAAGGACCAGCAUUACUAGCCCCAUUUGCUACGGUUAAGGCUUACAGUGAUUCACUCUACGAAGCAUCUUUGACCCCUACCCCUUUGCUAAGGGAAGAGUGCGCCAAAGAUGCUUUUCAAAAUGGAUGUACGCAAUGUCUAAUACGGAAUAUGCAGGAGGCGCGCGACGUGGUGUCGACUCGCCAAAAGUAGCAAAGAAUGACAUUGUAGCCUGGACUAGUCCCUCAAGAGGGAGUACGGCUAAUGCGGCGAAGCGUACGCGAGUGACUUGUUAGAAAUGCAAUCCAGUCUCCCUUAUUUCUUCUUUUUCCAGUCUCCCUUAUGUUGAUUUUCCAGUCUCCCUUAUUUCUUCUUCUUCGUUCCCCCUAAGUCACGCUAUCAAAAUCCAUCAUUUUCAUUUUCCUGUUGCAUCACCCACCACCUGCAAGAAUUCGUGGGUUCACACUACACUGUCCAAACAAGAAGUAAAAAUUGUCCAAACAUAAGUAAAUUCUUUCCACUAUUGACAGACUCUCUUAAUAAAUUUGUCUCCGUCCCUUAUUUCUUGUUGUUCUUCCUUUUUCACAGUUGCCAAGCACGCGAACCCGAACGCAAAAGCAACACGAACGGCUGGGGACAUUAUAGCAUGGAGAAACGACCUUCCACCUGCUGAGACGAAGACACAACCGGUCACACAUCAAGCGGAAACUAUGGGUACAAUUGACUUUUAAAAGUUUCUUUGUGUUACAAAGAACUAUGGGUACUGUUAACUUAAAAGUUUCUUAUUGUGUUACAAACUAUGGGAACUGUUCACUGAAAAAUUAGAGGUUCUACUACACUCUUCAAAAGAAAGUAUGGACACAAUUGACCCAACGCCUAACAAUCACAACGCCUCCUACGUCGCUUGAUACUCUUUCCAAGUACUCCUUCUAAUUCCUCCUUCCAAGUACUCCUUCUAAUUACUCCUUCUAAUUCCUCCUUCCAAGUACUCCUUCUAAUUCCUCCUUCCAAGUACUCCUUCUAAUUACUCCUUCAAAAUACUCCUUCAAAAUACUCCUUCUAAUUCCUCCUUCCAAGUACUCCUUCUAAUUCCUCCUUCCAAGUACUCCUUCUAAUUCCUCCUUCCAAGUACUCCUUCUAAUUACUCCUUCUAAGUACUCCUUCCAAGUACUCCUUCCAAUGACUCCUCCUAAUUACUCCUUCCAAUUACUCCUUCCAAUUAAUCCUUCUAAUUACUCCUUCCGACGCUGAUUCCUCCCCUAGCCCAUUCCUAAUCUUUACAACUUAGAAGAAGUUGGUUCUCCCAAACAAACCUCUUGUCAGGCAUAUCAAUCAAUCAAUCAAUCAAUCAAUCAUAUGAUCCUUUUUCUGCCAACUACACCACAACUGCACAGAUGUAAUAUCCUGGCAGCAUAGUGGCGGUCCUCAGGAAAUACGACCGUCGAAGCGCGCUCUACAAGCACCGGGAAGCUCGGGAACCUAUUAUACUGCACCUUUUGUUAUGAGGUCUCCUAGAUCAUGAUCUUUUGUUAUACUGCUCCUUUUGUUAUGAGAAGAUCCAUCUUCAUGUGGUGUUAAUCUUAAUAUUUAUGUGCGAAGAAAGAACCGCUAAUCGCCGCACCGAAGCAGAUCGAGGGAAGGCGCCGCAAGAGUGUGGGACGCAAGAAUAUCUACCUAGUUCGCGGAGGGUCGGACUAAGAUAGACCUACGAUCGAAAUCGAAUCUUUAAGUAGACUUGAUGUUCAGGGAGAUCGUAGUAUACUUACUACGAUAGCUCAUAAUUAGAGCAUUUGUUAAGAUGGAUGUUUGAUUGCAUGGAUGGCAAUGCAUGGCAUGCAUUGCAUCAGUCGAAGGGGGUCAGAGCGAGACCCUCCUAAGGGAGCUAGCCUUGAUGUUCAGGGAGUCUUCGGAAAAGUAUUCGAAGACUCCAAAUAACCGAGUAGUUACUGAUUGAAAUACGGGAGGUAGCUUAACAUCAAGGCUAUUCAUCUUCCUUCUCAUCAGUAUCUCGGUUAUUCUGCGCAGUUACUUGCUUACUUCAGUUUUUCGAAAUACUACGCUUAGUACUGUAGAAGUUGUUAGCAUUCGCCCAAUGGAGUGAUAGGUAAAUGAAUGAAUGAAUGGGCAGACUUUGUUCGCUUGUAGAAUAUCCCUUGGUUGAGAUCAAGAUAAUCAAUGCAUCAAGUUUAAAACGCUUCAAUUUUUAUAACGUCUCAAUGUCGAAGCGUGGGUUAUAUCAUCAAGUAGGUCGUGUGAACGAAAACACCCCGUGCUUGGUAUAUCAUCAUCAAUGUCGUGCGAGUUAUACUUACCCCAUCAGUGUUGAAUGAAAACUUCAGUGAAGAACUUCGCGUUACUUCUUCAACAUCUCCUAAGCAUGGAGGCGUGAACAAGUGUAUGUCCUUAAGAUGUAUGUUCGCCCAUUAAGAUGCAACCACCUUUCGAUGUAACUAAAAGUUACUCGCGUUCGAGCACUCGGUGCAGCAUAGGAAAAUAGAUCUUCAUGAAACAGAGAAAAUUGCGGUGUGGAAAAUGUAUAAUACGAAGAGGCGCACCUCAUGUAUAUCAUCGCCCUCGUGGUGGCCUCGCAUCAGUUUACUUUAUUCCUGCUGCACGGCCAGAAAAGCUCCACCGAAGGAGAUUAAGAAUUCACCCCUACGCCAGUAACUACUUACGCUGAAAAUAUGUAGGCAGGUGCUUCACGGAACUCGCUCACGAUACAAAAAAAAAGACGUCGUCCUUGAGUUGAAUUAAGUCAUGUAAAUUCAGCACGCCGCUGCUCCUGAG
Amoebophrya sp. A25 is the source of this 7104-nucleotide messenger RNA. NCBI's taxonomy places the organism in Eukaryota, Dinophyceae, Syndiniales, Amoebophryaceae. The record is from the annotation of a GenBank genome assembly.